Pongo pygmaeus (Bornean orangutan) is the source of this 3802-nucleotide messenger RNA. RefSeq names its product heat shock protein family A (Hsp70) member 5 (gene HSPA5). Bases 1493 to 3457 code for a protein of 654 amino acids. The transcript has 8 exons. The record is from RefSeq and is a predicted model, not a curated record. Lineage: Eukaryota; Metazoa; Chordata; Mammalia; Primates; Hominidae. Gene Ontology annotation, molecular function: ATP binding; ATP-dependent protein folding chaperone.
UGGCAAGAGUGAACUCCACCUGGUUAUCAAUCCUAACUCCAUCACUCACCAGCUCUGUGACUUGUUUAGUUAUUUAAUCUUUUUCAGUCUCAAUGUCCUCAUCUGGAAAACGGGAAAUGCCUACCGAGUAUUGAACUGUCAAGACUAAAUGACACAUGAAAAGCACACUGAACAAUGUUUAAUCCACGGUAGGCUUUCAGCAAAUAGUGGUCUCUAUUAUUUUUUGCAACAGGGUGUUAUAUAAGAAUAAGGCAUUAUCAAGACGAUUUUCGCCUAUCAAAUGUGUUGGCUGUGUGUACAUCAGACCUUUUCCUGGAAUGAAGGUAGAAAAGUAUCAACAAUAAAGGAUGGGGAAAGCCCCGUAAAUGAUAACCUUUGCCCCAGAGGGAAACGAUGGGCAGCGGAGGGGAAAGUAAAGGGUAGCAAGCUAGAAAAAUUAGACAUCCAGGGUAGGAGGGCUGGCACUGGAGUGGGUUGCCACAGUAGGGAGGGGACUCAGAGCUGGAGGCAAUUCCUUUGGCCGGGCUUGUCCUGCGUCUUACCGUGGGGCAGCGCAAUGUGGAGAGGCCUGGUAAAAUGGCUGGGCAAGGGUGCGGAGGGGACAUAACUGGCAGGAAGGAGUCAUGAUUCGUGGUCGAACAGAGUCCAGACCAGCUCGACCUGUGAGCAACGAACGGCCCUGCGACUCGCAUACCCCAAUACCGGUAGUGGCCGUGAAGGGCAAAGAAAUGUGUUCUGAGGCGUUCCCAGCAUCUAAGCUGCGACCGGUCUACUCAGAGACUGGAUGGAAGCUGGGAAGAGAAAGCUGCUUCCCGCUUCGGGGUGAGGGAUGGAGGAAGGGAGAACAAGCAGUAGAGAAGGAAAAGUUUCAGAUUCCACAGCCCCGGGGGGUCACUCGUGCUGGACCUACUCCGACCCCCUACGGCCGGGAGUGAAGGGGGGACUUCUGCGGUUACCAGCGGAAAUGCCUCGGGGUGAGAAGUCGCAGGAGAGAUAGACAGCUGCUGAACCAAUGGAACCAGCGGAUGGGGCGGAUGUUAUCUACCAUUGGUGAACGUUAGAAACGAAUAGCAGCCAAUGAAUCAGCUGGGGGGGCGGAGCAGUGACGUUUAUUGCGGAGGGGGCUGCUUCGAAUCGGCGGCGGCCAGCUUGGUGGCCUGGACCAAUGAACGGCCUCCAACGAGCAGGGCCUUCACCAAUCGGCGGCCUCCACGACGGGGCUGGGGGAGGGUAUAUAAGCUGAGUAGGCGACGGCGCGGUCGACGCCGGCCGAGACAGCACAGACAGGUUGAGCUAUUGGGGUGUUUCGCGAGUGUGCGAGGGAAGCGCCGCGGCCUGUAUCGCUAGACCUGCCCUUCGCCUGGUUCGUGGCGCCUUGUGACCCCGGGCGCCUGCCGCCUGCAAGUCGGAAACUGCGCUGUGCUCCUUUGCUGCGGCCUGUGGCUGGACUGCCUGCGACGCCCUGCCUGCUGCUGCCCAACUGGCUGGCAAGAUGAAGCUCUCCCUGGUGGCCGCGAUGCUGCUGCUGCUCAGCGCGGCGCGGGCCGAGGAGGAGGACAAGAAGGAGGACGUGGGUACCGUGGUCGGCAUCGACCUGGGGACCACCUACUCCUGCGUCGGCGUGUUCAAGAACGGCCGCGUGGAGAUCAUCGCCAACGAUCAGGGCAACCGCAUCACGCCGUCCUAUGUGGCCUUCACUCCUGAAGGGGAACGUCUGAUCGGCGAUGCCGCCAAGAACCAGCUCACCUCCAACCCCGAAAACACGGUCUUUGACGCCAAGCGGCUCAUCGGCCGCACGUGGAAUGACCCGUCUGUGCAGCAGGACAUCAAGUUCUUGCCGUUCAAGGUGGUUGAAAAGAAAACUAAACCAUACAUUCAAGUUGACAUUGGAGGUGGGCAAACAAAGACAUUUGCUCCUGAAGAAAUUUCUGCCAUGGUUCUCACUAAAAUGAAAGAAACCGCUGAGGCUUAUUUGGGAAAGAAGGUUACCCAUGCAGUUGUUACUGUACCAGCCUAUUUUAAUGAUGCCCAACGCCAAGCAACCAAAGACGCUGGAACUAUUGCUGGCCUAAAUGUUAUGAGGAUCAUCAACGAGCCUACGGCAGCUGCUAUUGCUUAUGGACUGGAUAAGAGGGAGGGGGAGAAGAACAUCCUGGUGUUUGACCUGGGUGGCGGAACCUUCGAUGUGUCUCUUCUCACCAUUGACAAUGGUGUCUUCGAAGUCGUGGCCACUAAUGGAGAUACUCAUCUGGGUGGAGAAGACUUUGACCAGCGUGUCAUGGAACACUUCAUCAAACUGUACAAAAAGAAGACUGGCAAAGAUGUCAGGAAAGACAACAGAGCUGUGCAGAAACUCCGGCGCGAGGUAGAAAAGGCCAAACGGGCCCUGUCUUCUCAACAUCAAGCAAGAAUUGAAAUUGAGUCCUUCUAUGAAGGAGAAGACUUUUCUGAGACCCUGACUCGGGCCAAAUUUGAAGAGCUCAACAUGGAUCUGUUCCGGUCUACUAUGAAGCCCGUCCAGAAAGUGUUGGAAGAUUCUGAUUUGAAGAAGUCUGAUAUUGAUGAAAUUGUUCUUGUUGGUGGCUCGACUCGAAUUCCAAAGAUUCAGCAACUGGUUAAAGAGUUCUUCAAUGGCAAGGAACCAUCCCGCGGCAUAAACCCAGAUGAAGCUGUAGCGUAUGGUGCUGCUGUCCAGGCUGGUGUGCUCUCUGGUGAUCAAGAUACAGGUGACCUGGUACUGCUUGAUGUAUGUCCCCUUACACUUGGUAUUGAAACUGUGGGAGGUGUCAUGACCAAACUGAUUCCAAGGAACACAGUGGUGCCUACCAAGAAGUCUCAGAUCUUUUCUACAGCUUCUGAUAAUCAACCAACUGUUACAAUCAAGGUCUAUGAAGGUGAACGACCCCUGACAAAAGACAAUCAUCUUCUGGGUACAUUUGAUCUGACUGGAAUUCCUCCUGCUCCUCGUGGGGUCCCACAGAUUGAAGUCACCUUUGAGAUAGAUGUGAAUGGUAUUCUUCGAGUGACAGCUGAAGACAAGGGUACAGGGAACAAAAAUAAGAUCACAAUUACCAAUGACCAGAAUCGCCUGACACCUGAAGAAAUCGAAAGGAUGGUUAAUGAUGCUGAGAAGUUUGCUGAGGAAGACAAAAAGCUCAAGGAGCGCAUUGAUACUAGAAAUGAGUUGGAAAGCUAUGCAUAUUCUCUAAAGAAUCAGAUUGGAGAUAAAGAAAAGCUGGGAGGUAAACUUUCCUCUGAAGAUAAGGAGACCAUGGAAAAAGCUGUAGAAGAAAAGAUUGAAUGGCUGGAAAGCCACCAAGAUGCUGACAUUGAAGACUUCAAAGCUAAGAAGAAGGAACUGGAAGAAAUUGUUCAACCAAUUAUCAGCAAACUCUAUGGAAGUGCAGGCCCUCCCCCAACUGGUGAAGAGGAUACAGCAGAAAAAGAUGAGUUGUAGACACUGAUCUGUUAGUGCUGUAAUAUUGUAAAUACUGGACUCAGGAACUUUUGUUAGGAAAAAAUUGAAAGAACUUAAGUCUCGAAUGUAAUUGGAAUCUUCACCUCAGAGUGGAGUUGAAACUGCUAUAGCCCAAGUGGCUGUUUACUGCUUUUCAUUAGCAGUUGCUCACAUGUCUUUGGGUGGGGGGGAGAAGAAGAAUUGGCCAUCUUAAAAAGCGGGUAAAAAACCUGGGUUAGGGUGUGUGUUCACCUUCAAAAUGUUCUAUUUAACAAUUGGGUCAUGUGCAUCUGGUGUAGGAAGUUUUUUCUACCAUAAGUGACACCAAUAAAUGUUUGUUAUUUA